Molecule: messenger RNA, 3561 nt
Organism: Megalobrama amblycephala (Wuchang bream)
Lineage: Eukaryota; Metazoa; Chordata; Actinopteri; Cypriniformes; Xenocyprididae
Gene: vps37c
Product: VPS37C subunit of ESCRT-I
Exons: 7
Coding region: 780-1808 (342 amino acids)
Biological process (GO): ubiquitin-dependent protein catabolic process via the multivesicular body sorting pathway; protein targeting to membrane; protein targeting to vacuole
Cellular component (GO): ESCRT I complex
Source: RefSeq, a predicted model, not a curated record
CUAUUUUCACGAAAAUAUGAGAAUGCCUUUCAAUUGUCUGCACUAUAAAACCUUUAUACAGUUAUUUAAGCAUUACUCUAAAACUAUAUGUGAUUUUCCAGACAAGAAAGGUAAAUAUUGUUUUUAUUGUAUUUUAAAGAUAUCUCACGUCCCUUGACAAAAUCGAUAAUGGUCUCAUCCAAAGAUGGCCGCGAUAUCUGUCAACGAGAAGUGAAACUUUCCCUUAAGAAUAGGAAUAUACCCCGUUAAUUAACCUUUAUUUGUACUAUUUUGCUCUAACUGACAUCGAUACUGUUUUACCGGACACAUAUUAUUAUGUCUUUCUGAGUUGUUAUUUCGUCCGACGCCGUUUUGUAUUGAAUAGCAUUCCGCCUUGCCCAACUGCUCUCUUUUAAGUGAGCUAGCCGUCCAGCUAACCGCGAGGAGAUUCCAGUCUCCAGGAAUAAUUUCUCGCACAUUUUUCUACUCUGUCGCGCUAUAUAACGCGCGACACCUCGUACCGAUACUGUGUCGUACGUGUUCCUCGCUCAAAGCGGGUUUUAUCGCUAGAGACGCUCGCGAGGUAGUUGUCAGUCUCAGCGCUUCCGUCUACAUCUUGACGUCACUCGCUUCCAAUUAAGUUUGAUGUUUUUCCAUGAGCACCCUGAGGAGAGGACUUUGAUUUGCUUGUACCUUCUGGCCUAGCAAAUCAAUGGAGAAGCUUCAAGACCUCAGCCAGUCCGAGUUGCAGAAUUUGCUGGACAACUCGGAGCGGGUGGAGUCUAUGGCACUGGAGUCUGAUGAGAGAAGGAGGACGAGUGUGUUGUAUUGUUCAUCAUAAUGGUACUUACUUCUGUUUAUCCUGGAUGCCGCAACCUAUAUCCAUCUUACUUUACAGACCGAUCGUUUCACUUCUUAAGACCUCAGUGAAGCCACCUGAGCCACAGAUUCAGAACAUUCAGCUGGAGAGGGAGAUGGCUCUGGCUGCCAACCGCAGUCUGGCCGAGGAAAACCUGGACAUGAAGCCCCGUCUCGAAAAUGAGAGGGCGCGACUGGUGGAGAAAUACACUGAACUGGAGGAAGUGAGGGAGAAAUACAAACAGCACUGUGUCCUGAGAGACAGUAUCAUGGGGCAGGUGUCUCCGGAGGGCCUGUUGUCUCGUCUGCAGACAGAGGGCGCCAACACAGAGGCAGAAUCAGAGGUUCUAGCAGAUGAGUUUCUGGAGGGUUCGAUAUCACUGGACUCCUUCCUCGAACGUUUCCUUUCCCUUCGCUCUCUCGCGCACAUGAGACGAGUGCGCAUUGAAAAGCUGCAAGAAAUUCUCUGCCAAAAAAGCAAAGGGAUAGGAGAUGCUACAAUGACAUCACAACCCUGUACCAAUCAGGAUGCUGGAUCAUCAUCGCCGUGGCAACAACAGCAGCCUCAGCAGCAGCAGAGCUCCAAAAUCAAUGCACCCUCCAAUGCCUCCAGUUCUGCUCUCCCCUACUCCCCCUACCCCGUUGCUCCCCCCUCAGCCUCCACAGCGGGCACCACUAACCCUAGCACAGCGUUUCAGCCCUACCCCAGCCAGGGUGCUCCCUUCCCUCCAUCGACAGGCUACUCCGCUCCCAGGCCUGCGUUUGGUGCUCCCGCUUGCCCAUACCCCACCCAAGCCCCAUUUCCUGCCCCACCGUUUGGGCAGUUUGGUCCCACGCCCGCUCCGUACCCCGCUCCAUACCCGUAUGGAGGGUUCAGCUACCCCACAGGCCCCCAUGGGCCACCAACCCAAUCACCCACAGGUAGACCGCUUUAUAGGCCAGGUUUUGGGGUACCACAACCAUACUCCUGAGCCACUGUGUGUGUCUGUCUUUCUCUUUUUCUCAUCGUCCUCCCUCUCGUCUCUUUCCCUCCUUUCUCCUCCUACUCUGCCUUUUCCCUACCCUCAGAUUUGUGGUUUGCGUACCCACGUCACAUCCUGUUCCUGUCUGAGGCUUAUAAAGACACUUGAGAUUGAGCGUGUGCUUGUUUCCCCCAUGAAACCUCAGUCAGAGACUCAAUAUGGGCGGCACAGUCUUAAACGGCUCAGUUUCUGUCCAUUUUAAAGCAUGUUUUCAAAUCGGUUUGCAAAAAUUGAUAUAUUGAUUAUGUUCAAUGACAAGAUGCUUUUUUUUUUUUGUUUACUAACAACAUUGUGUUACAGCUCAGCCUAAUUUGGCUGUUUUUUUUUGUUUUUUCCAAGCAUUUUGUCAUCAUUCUGCUGAGACAAACACACCACACUACAUGGAAGCGUUACAGGCUCAUUCUUUUGUCUAUAUCGACCCUUGUUGACAGUGUCAAUCCAGAAAGCACAGCACCAUUUUACAUUAUAUCACAGAUGAAAACUCCUUAAUAAAGCCGAGCUUAUUCUUUAUCAUGAAUAAAUUUAGACAACUUCCAUGUGUGCAGAUUUGAAAUCCAUGUCAGUGGGUGCAAUGCGCCCUGUUACAAAUGCUUAGUGUACCAAUGCACCGAUCAAUCACUCCCAACCCUCUCGAUACCUCUUUUGCUCCCUCUUUUUUCCUUUACACCCUUACACUCCAUUUUUUUUUAAAUAUCACUCGACACUGAUCAGAUGGAAUAGUCACUAGUAGGGACAGUGUACUAAACAAAUUAAGCUAAUAUUAAAGGGAAAGCGGAGAACAAGGGAUAUUAAUAUAGACAUAUCUAUCUGCUAUAGCACAGGAUUUAAUGGGGCAGGUGAAGCAUAACAUAGCACAGAGCAUAUGCAAAGAAAAUAGACGCUACAUAACAUGCUUACGUUAGUAAAUAUAGCAUACAGCAUCUACCGUUAAGGUAGAGAAAACCUUUUGUGGUAAAACUAUGCAGACGAAUGCGUGGCUGCAUAUUUUACACUUUGAAUUUAGACACAGUGAGGCACAGCCAGCCAGUCAGCCAUAACGUGGUUCGGACUGGAUUCAAAUCGAGAGCGUUUACACUAUUUUGUGGUUUGUUUUGAGCCCACCUUCAGAUUCUGCCACAUAAAUACCCCACUAGCCUCCAAAAACAAAGGUCUAGGCCUAACCAACAAAACGGCCUGUGCGUGUCAUUAUGAGGUGUUAUUUAGUUCUGUAAAAGCCCCACCUAACUGAGGAGGACCAUGUGAAUCACACUAGCACUCCACACUAACAACCCCGAACUCUUUGGCAACAGGAGCUGGGAGCGGGGCCUUCGAACUGACCGCUUUAGAAUAGGCGUGCGGGGUCACUCUUUAUUUUUGUACUUUAAAGCAAUUCAAAACCAGAGGCAUCCUCAAUCAAGCCUCGGGUGGCUUUGUCUAAUUCAUGAACUCAGUAAUUAAGACUCAGGUUUGUAGCAAAACCCCCACGUUUAAGUUCCCUCCCCAGCACCUGGAGCGAGGGAGAGGGGUGAUACGACACGAGGAUGAGAGGAAAAAAAAAAAAAAAAAAAAACGGGAUGAAAAUUUUAUUAGCACAUUGAUUUGCAGCAUUAGAGGAAAGAGAUUCUAUUGCAUUGGUUGUGAUGACUGUAGCCUGUUAAAAGUGUAUUUUUAUUUUUAUUGUCCUUUUUUCGGGUGUGAAUAUUAAACACUGAAGUUGAUCUGA